AUGGGAAGCCUUGUGGAUUUGAGACACUGGCCUCAAAUGAUGUAUGCUUUUGUUUUCUUAUUUAUUGCUACUGUUGUUAUUGCAGAAAAACCAUAUGGUUAUUACAAACCUCAACAGUCUAAUGGCUGGAAAUUGCCACAACCGGUGAAACAUACAUUGCCGAAAUCGCCUUAUGGUUAUAAGUCUCCGCCACCACCACCAAUGACGCAUACAUUACCAAAACCAUCUUAUGUUUACAAGUCACCGCCUCCACCGUCGCCUUCCCCGCCUCCUCCAUAUGUUUACAUGUCUCCACCCCCACCAUCCCCAUCCCCUCCUCCUCCGUACGUCUACAAGUCACCACCUCCACCAUCACCCUCACCUCCUCCUCCAUAUGUCUACAAGUCACCGCCUCCACCAUCACCGUCACCGCCACCUCCUUACAUUUACAAGUCUCCUCCCCCACCGUCACCUUCCCCACCUCCUCCAUACAUGUACAAGUCUCCACCCCCACCAUCGCCAUCCCCUCCUCCUCCAUAUGUCUACAAGUCACCGCCUCCACCAUCAAAAUCGCAGCCACCUCCUUACAUUUACAAGUCUCCUCCCCCACCAACUCCUAAACCUCCACAAGCAUACCACUACAGAUUGCCAAGAAAAGCAGCAAAAUCUCAACCUGCUCUUCCAACUUACUACUACAAGUCUCCGCCACCUCCAAGACAUUAUUAA
Messenger RNA from Erigeron canadensis, 705 nucleotides. Its product is annotated as extensin-3-like. Lineage: Eukaryota; Viridiplantae; Streptophyta; Magnoliopsida; Asterales; Asteraceae. Bases 1 to 705 code for a protein of 234 amino acids. The transcript has a single exon. The record is from RefSeq and is a predicted model, not a curated record.